AUGCCUUUCUGGAGGCAAAUAGACGAAAAAGGUUCGGAGGGCAUAACAUCGCCUGGGGGUGUUCAUGAGGGUAAUGAGGGAGGUGACAUCGAAGCUGGCGUUCGGGACCGUCAGAACACACAUCAGGCAAAGCAACCCACGGAUAGGAUAACUGGCCACCAACUGUUUUACAUUUUCGGACUCGAUGGGGUCGGUGCCGCUGUUCUUUCAGGGGGCAUAAACUUCGCCAUUGCCUAUGGCAUGUAUUCAACCCAGAACCUGGACACCCACCCCAUUCGUCUGUUUCAGCUGCCCAAUACUCUUGCUGGGGACGCAGUGAUCACUAUAAUCAUCCAAACCCUGAUUACGUGGUUCAUCGAGCUUAUUCUCGUUGGCCACGACUUGAGGAACGGCGCCAUCCGGCCCAUCGGUUUCGUCAAGGAGCCGGUUCGUCCUCUGCUACGAUGGCUCAUGCUUCUGCACCGAAACGAGACCGGAAGUCGUGUUGAUGGUCCGCGAUCAAAGCGCUGGGCGACUUUUGUCGCCGAUCAAGCUGUUCGUGUCGGUUUAAUUUUCGUCGUUGCCUUUUUCCUGCUCUGGCUACCGGCGAUCGGGAUCCUGACCUCUGUCGGUGAGCGUGGAACCGGAGACGACUGGGAUUGGUACUUCCAUCGCCAAUGGGCUCCGCAGGUCUUCAAGGGCGUAUUUGGAGGUCUACUCGCUCUUUUGACAACGCCAAUCAUUGCUUCCUUCUGGCUGGUCAGAGAGGGAUGGCGACUGAAGAGAGAAGGUGCUGCGCCUAGCUGA
Molecule: messenger RNA, 786 nt
Organism: Colletotrichum truncatum
Lineage: Eukaryota; Fungi; Ascomycota; Sordariomycetes; Glomerellales; Glomerellaceae
Product: yhl026c-like protein
Source: RefSeq, a predicted model, not a curated record